Messenger RNA from Gallus gallus (chicken), 461 nucleotides. It is a transcript of the gene SH3BP5L, whose product is annotated as SH3 binding domain protein 5 like. Gene Ontology annotation, cellular component: cytoplasm. NCBI's taxonomy places the organism in Eukaryota, Metazoa, Chordata, Aves, Galliformes, Phasianidae. Gene Ontology annotation, molecular function: protein kinase inhibitor activity. The record is from RefSeq and is a predicted model, not a curated record. Gene Ontology annotation, biological process: negative regulation of protein tyrosine kinase activity; intracellular signal transduction.
GAGCACAAGAGCCAGGUGACGUCCCUGGAGCAGCGCGUGGCCCAGGCCAAGACGCGUUACUCGGUGGCGCUGCGCAACCUGGAGCAGAUCAGCGAACAGAUCCACGCCCGUCGCCUCCAACGCCUCAUCCAACGCCGGGAAUCUCCGGUGGGUUCCGAAUGCGGUACCGUCGACGGUGCCGAAGGACCCCAAUCCGAUUCGGUAUCGGUUCUCAGCCUCCGUACCAUCGCUUCCGACCUUCAGAAGUUCGAUUCGGUGGAACAUCUGUUGGGUUUUUCGGACGUCAGCAGUCUCCGUGGGGAGGGGGAGGAGGCGAUGGGGGGGAGGGGUGGGGGUGGGGAGGAGGAGGAGGAGGAGGAGGAGGAUGAAGAAGGGGAGGGGGGGAGGGGGGGGACGGCGGCGUCGCGACGCGGUGGGCGCGGGAGGUUCCGGCAUCACCGGAGCGUCAGCCUUUGAGAGUA